Molecule: messenger RNA, 1739 nt
Organism: Solea senegalensis (Senegalese sole)
Lineage: Eukaryota; Metazoa; Chordata; Actinopteri; Pleuronectiformes; Soleidae
Product: interleukin-17 receptor E
Molecular function (GO): interleukin-17 receptor activity
Source: RefSeq, a predicted model, not a curated record
CAGUCGUUGCUUCAUGAUGUGGGGUGUCGUGUUGAUUUUUCUUUCCUGUGUCCAGGCUGAAGUGAUGUCACAUGAAAUUACUGUGAAGUGUCGUGAAUAUUAUGGUUUCCCACCCAUCAGUAAUACCACUCCAUCUUUCCUUGCGGACUUAAAAGGGGAGCUGGUGACAGUGGAAGAGAAUACGAUGCUAAACAUCAGCUGGGCAGUCAACAUUGAUGCUAGUAUUAAAUAUCUGAAGGGCACUUAUAUCACAAUUGACGGGGAAUCAUACCACUGUGACUACAAGCCACAUCUGAGUGAAGACAUCACUGAGUCAAAGCAGAGAUGGUUUAGUUUUUUAAAAGAGGCAAGCAAUGGUUUCACCUCCAUCCAAGUCACCAAUCUCCCUCUACCUCCUCUUGGGAGUGACUCCUCUUAUAAGACUCUACUACAUAUGAACAUCCCAAAGCAGUCUAUGCAAGUAUCUACAGCAAGUGUAACGCUAGAGACUGCUCAAGUCUCUACAGUUGAGACCACUGCUUCAACUGUGAGGGGAGAAGUUGAACAUAUCACUAUCGCCAUCGUAGGAGGACUGGCUUUUUUGAUGAUCCUGACCAUGUGCUGCAUAAUCUGUAAAUGCUGUGGAGCCAACAUUGCCACAUCAAUGGGUUUCAAACAUUUACCCCAAUCUCCCAUGGUUCCUGUGGAUGUUCUGGUGGUAUACCCUGCUGAGAAUUCAGCCUUUCAGCAGGUUGUGGUGGCCCUGGCAGAAUUCCUGCAGUGGCACGGUGGCUGCCGCGUGGCUAUCGACAUGUGGCAGCAACAGAAAAUCGCAGAGCUGGGUCCAAUGCGCUGGCUGGCACAACAGGCUAAAGAUGCAGAUCAGAUUCUUAUCAUCUGCCCACAGGCCUCUUCACAGCCUAGCUGCUCUCCGUCCAACCACAAUUUCCCAGAAUCACCCAUCCCAGCAGCAGCUCAUGACCUUUUUCCUCUGAUUCUCAACAUGGUCGCCAGUCAUGCAAAGAACACCAGUGACCUGGCUAAGUUCUGGCUGGUGCAGUUUGACAAACAACAGAACAGAAUGCCUAGCACCAUGCCACUGGAACUGAGGGCAUGCAAGUCCUUCUGCUUGAUGAAAGAUUUGAACAAACUGUGCAAGAGUCUUCAUUCCCAAAGUCAGAAAAGCAAGCUAUCACAAGUGACCGUCAGUGAAAAGAGUACAUCAAAGUUAAGAGACGCUGUAGAAAACACUUUCAGAAAUGUGGAGCCACUGAGAAAUGUGGUCACCUCUGUUUGAACAUCGGUUAUGAGAAUAUGUAGAUUGAUUAUGAUGAGCAAACAGUGUGAGUAAGAAUAGUUACUGUUUCAUUCAAUUCUAAUGUGUUUUUUUUUUAAAAGACAGACUGUUAACUUAUGUUCAUGUUUUUAGUUUUUUUUUUUAAGAAAACUCUUGUGAGUCGUAAUGCAGUACAUCUCAAUAAAAAGUGUAUUGUUUAUUGGCCUGAUAAAAGCUUUUCAUUUGACAUAUAUAGUAAAUUAAAGAAAUAUAUUUAUAAAUGUGUGUUAUAUAUAUAUAUUACACUCUGUAUUUUCCUAAUCUGUCAGUGAGUCUGCAGCCAAACACAGACAGGCAGAGACCAGCUCCAUGUAUCUCACUCAUGGUCACUGAUGAUGAUACUGUUUUAGUUUAAUGUAUACAAGUUGUCUAUCUUUGUUUCUAAAGCCUGGAAAAAUGUCAGUAAAGUUAUUUUCUUUUAGCA